Messenger RNA from Colletotrichum phormii, 1053 nucleotides. RefSeq lists its product as uncharacterized. The record is from RefSeq and is a predicted model, not a curated record. Bases 344 to 769 code for a protein of 141 amino acids. NCBI's taxonomy places the organism in Eukaryota, Fungi, Ascomycota, Sordariomycetes, Glomerellales, Glomerellaceae. The transcript is spliced from 2 exons.
GAGGAGAAAUAAAAAGGCAAGUAAAGUAGAAAAGGAAACAGAACGUGGACGAUGCAGCAAGAAACAUCCCAACGACCUAACGACGCCCUCCCGAUCCCCGCGCAUUCCACCCGUUCCGAUCGCCUCCUCUCCAUUUCGACAUCCAUGGAUGUCAUCCCCAUCCCAUCACCCAUUAGUAUUACCCAUCACCCUCAUCUGCCAGCGGCACCUGAACUGGACCAGGACCUGGACCCGGUCUGGCACAUGAGCCACUCGACCUCAAUCUAAGGCACCAAACCCGUUCGUACCUAUCUGUACGUACGGGUAGCUUAUUUUCCUGUAAGCUCACCUCCCUCCCUCCCUCAUGAACAUCAUAAAGAGAAGAGGAGACGCUGACGACGGCGGAUACGGUUGGCUGGGAGGACGCCUCCUCCAGCUUGGGGCCCCUCAGCCCGGAUUUGUGGCUGCAUCGUGGGCGGUGAGCAUGGCUUUCGGAACCUCGUGCUUCAUGCCUCUACCAAUACACUGGACCUUCAUUACCAGGGUACACGGCUUUCCAACCGGACUAGGCUUCAACGGCGCGAUUCUUUUUCUUCUCAUUUCCAUCUCGCCAUUCCGACCCAGAUAUAAUAGAUCCAUCACCAAGUUUCCAACCAAAAAAGAUGGCACGGAUGGCCACCGCUGCUCUGCAUAUCUGCCGCUCUACGGAGUACACUCGAACAAGUAUCGCGGCAUGGGGUCUUUGGAAACACUAGCCAUGACCAACGCGGGAGUGAUGUUCCUCGGCUGACCGGGGUGCAGACGAGACGUGCCGACGACACACCCCAGGACCCCUAAUAAUCCUAAUUAUUUUAAACUAAGGCAAUUCAACAAAUUGGCCUACGGUUGAAUGACAGGGUGCAAUGCGCCUAGACUCGCCUCCGAUGGAGUUCCGCAGAACAAGCCGGCCACGAACAAUUGAGAGGACAUGCACCACUCGUCCUCCAACAAACGACGGGCUGCGCGUGGAAACAAAACGGACGGACCGGAACAGACGACGAGCAAAAUUGUGGGCGCUGGAGCCAUCUAGCCGAC